AUGAGCGAAGACGACGAUCACACAGCGCGUGGUAAAGAUCACAAUGUCCAGCAGUCAACACAACUUAUACCUGCUAGUGGCAGAGAAUCAAUCGCGCCCACCCCUGGAUCUUCAGUAACGCAAACUAGCACGAGCAUCUCCAAACCACCAUGGCUAACAUCAACUUGGACUCGUCGGCGAGCUACUAUUGCUCUUAUCGUUGUGUUUUUUGUUACUGCUGUACUACUCGCCGUUGCUCAUGCGAUCUUUUACGUCCACCUCAACGGUACCUUCGCCGAGAAUCGCCUACUCGAACAAUCCGAAGUCAUCGCCAUCUCCCUACUCAUUACAACGUUGUUCAAAGCAUGCCUAGUCGCCAGCGUAGGCCUCUCAUUUACACAACACUUAUGGAUGAUCUUUCGGCGAAGACUCCUCCGGAUAGCUCAAAUAGAGCAGCUGUUCCAUAUUCGCUCGAACCCCCUUGAGCUAGCUAGGGUUAAGAUCGUGAAAGAGACGCCUUUUUUAUUCUCGAUGGCUGUGUUCGUUUGGCUGUUGCCGCUAGCAGUGAUUUAUCCACCGUCUUCGUUGACCGUUACUUCUCGACCCUAUACCUCGAUUCGGAACGUCAGUCUUUCGGUCAUGAAUCUACCACCUCCGGAUAAUCUCAACCUUCUUUAUCCUAAUCAUACCUCGGUUUCCAGUCUCGCGUAUCUGUAUAGGGCUUCCAUGCCACGAGAUUCAGGGCUGAAAAACGACGGUCUAGAUGGUACAGUAAACUACGACUACGUACAGCCUUCGAGGCCACUUCUCAGCCUAGCAAAACUAGUUUUACUAAGUGGGGAGAUACUUGACUUUCCAUCACCCAAAAGUGAGAACAUAAGCUACGCUCUAGAGUACCGAACCCUACAGCUGGAUUGCAAAAAAGAGACACAGAACUGGACUUAUAUUAGCAAGAUCCCUAGCUCAGCACCCGUGUUCGCAAUCAUCUGGGAUAAUAAAGCUUCCUGGGCGGAUCCACUACCAGUGUUCAACAUCAGCAAGAUACGGUAUCCCGGAAUGUACGGAUUCAAUAACAAUUCAUUGAUGUAUGAAUAUGCCGUAAGCACAGAAAGCCUAAUCUGUGAACCCUUCUCGGUACUUAUGCAUCUAAACGUCUCAUACACUCGAGGGGUGCGACACAUCAGUCACGUUAUCAACGACGUACAGCCAAUGCCUAAUAUCACUCAGAGCGUAUACAGAUUCCCGUACGGAACAGGCAAGCCAUGGCCGAAUGCCUCUGAUGUCCCCGUGGACACUCCGGAGUAUGUCGAGUGGGAUUCUCAGACAAGGGACCGUCUUACAAACUGGGAUAUGUAUGUGCCGAUGGAUGCCUCCCUUCUAAGUCUGCAAUACACAUGGGAGGGUUUUAUGGGUGAGGCUGAAAACUGGAACUAUACUCAGUGGAAUGGAACUCUAGUCCCGUUAUCGAACAGCACUAUCAAGCAGAACGACACGAUUAUUGAAUGGUCGGCAUUCAACACACAGCGAUACAACGUCACAUCCAUAUACAAUACAGAAAUCGAUGAUGCAGUGGAAUUCGGAUCGGAUUACAACUGGAUAUGGCAGGAGGAUUUUGACCCACGUCGAGAUCUGGACUUGAGCGAAGGCAUGCUCAACGAUUUCCUUACCAACGUGAGCAUCUCCGCACUUACUCUUGAUACGUGGCGUGUCCCUUAUCCAGUCAACAUCACCGAGUAUCGCACUACGUACCAUUUCUCUAGCCCGAUCAAGUUAAUCAUUCCAUACGCCUUAUCUCUCAGCUUUGCUCUAGCGUUCGUUGGUAUUGGAAUUUGGUCGCUUAUGGCGAAUGGUGUACCGGCGACGGAUGGGGGGUUCUUACAGAUUGUGACUACGAAUACGGGGCGCACUGAAAUGGAAAGGCUGAUUGAGAAAGACAAGGAAGACGAGGAAGAAGAGAGUGUUAGAGAGGAGUUGUUAAGCAUGAAGAUUCGGUAUGGAGAGCUGGUAGACGAAGGGGGAGCAGGUACAGGUCACGCGGGGUUCGGAACACUUGCUGAAACGAGGCCGCUGGGAAGAAGAACGAGCAAUAGGUGA
Molecule: messenger RNA, 2073 nt
Organism: Alternaria atra
Lineage: Eukaryota; Fungi; Ascomycota; Dothideomycetes; Pleosporales; Pleosporaceae
Exons: 5
Coding region: 1-2073 (690 amino acids)
Source: RefSeq, a predicted model, not a curated record